Molecule: messenger RNA, 405 nt
Organism: Closterium sp. Naga37s-1
Lineage: Eukaryota; Viridiplantae; Streptophyta; Zygnematophyceae; Desmidiales; Closteriaceae
Source: the annotation of a GenBank genome assembly
AUGGGGCUGGUAACCCUGCUGGGAUCGCUCAUCUGGGUGCGGCUGUUUGACGAACUGGCGAGGCGAGUCCUCAUUGAACGGAAGCUGAGUCGCAAGCUCGUGCACAUUACCACAGGCCUGCUCUUCAUGCUCUUCUGGCCGCUCUUCAGCACGAGCUUCAACGCUCGGUUCUUUGCCAGUGCCGUCCCUCUCAUCAACGCCACGCGCCUGCUGCUGCUGGGGCUGGGAGUGACGCGCAACGAGGGCAUGGUGAAGGCCAUGAGCCGAGAAGGCAGCUCCAGUGAGCUCCUGGGCGGCCCGCUCUACUACAUCCUCACGCUAGCCUUCGUUACAAUCACAUUCUGGCGCUCCUCCCCUGUUGGCGGGGUGGCACUGGCGCUCAUGUGCGGUGGAGAUGGUGGGUAG